AAACAGAGUUUGGUCCUUUUCUGCAAAACCCCGCUUGGGGUUGGCUUCUUGGUGACGACGGUUGGAACUAGGGCUCGAGUUGACAGCGGCUGCUAUGCUGCCGACCACGAUGAACACACUUCCGGCGAAAAUGGUUGAGGGUCUCUCUAUAAUCAGAACGUUUGCAACGUUUCCUUCUUCUCAGCUAGGUGCUCCGAGUUAUGGAUUUGUUUCGUUCUUGCAUCACAAUAGAGGAUCGAGGUUGAAUUUUCCUAAAACGGUAUGGAGUUUGGAAAAAUGUAGUAUGCGCGUGGAGAACAGUUUGCAAGCUCUUCGCCCUGCCUCUGAAGCUUUUGCUCAAGAAGCUAUUGAAGCUCUUAAGGCUGGGAAGGUUAUUGCAGUCCCCACUGAUACUCUUUACGGACUCGCUUGUGAUGCUUGUUCUUCUGAAGCAGUCAAUAGAAUUUACGAAAUUAAAGGACGUAAACUUACGAGCCCUCUCGCCAUUUGUGUUGGCGAUGUCUCUGACAUAACUCGUUUUGCUGUAGCAGACCAUUUGCCUCAUGGUUUGCUCGAUUCUCUCCUUCCAGGACCGGUGACCGUUGUACUAAAAAGAGGCGAGUCGAGUAUUCUUGAGAAGUCUCUGAACCCUGGAUUGGAGAGUAUAGGAGUCCGAGUACCCGACGCUGACUUCAUUAGGCUUAUUUCCCGUAGAUCAGGGACAGCAUUGGCUCUUACAAGUGCUAAUUUAAGUGGACAACCAAGCAGUGUCUGUGUUCAUGAUUUUGAAAACCUAUGGCAACACUGUGCUUAUGUCUACGAUGGUGGCAUUCUUCCUGCUGGACGAGCAGGUUCUACGAUUAUCGACCUCACCAAGCGAGGGACGUUUAAGAUAAUCAGAGCUGGAAGUGCCAAGGAGCAGACUGUUGCAACACUUGAAAGGUAUUCACUGUUAGAAGAAGCAGAUAGUGCUGCUUGAGUAUCAGAAUCUUCUCCACUUCCCAAACCGUAUCUGUUAGUCACUAUAGAUAGAGAUUGCGAUGAAUUUUUUUAGGCCGAGUGAAAGUAGAUCAAUUAUUAUGGUUUAAACUGAUAUGAACCACGACCAAGGAAUUUUCAUAUGUCAAGGUCCAAUUACAAGGACGAGAAUCAAAAAGCUACAACAAACUUUAUAUACUUAUAUUCAAGCUAUGGUGAGCUCAUCGUAAGAAAUUCUAGAAGACGUUGUAGAUCUCUCUUAUAUGUUGUGCAAAG
Messenger RNA from Cucurbita moschata (crookneck pumpkin), 1233 nucleotides. RefSeq names its product yrdC domain-containing protein, mitochondrial. The coding region runs from base 95 to 958 and encodes 287 amino acids. Gene Ontology annotation, molecular function: nucleotidyltransferase activity; double-stranded RNA binding; tRNA binding. Gene Ontology annotation, cellular component: cytoplasm. NCBI's taxonomy places the organism in Eukaryota, Viridiplantae, Streptophyta, Magnoliopsida, Cucurbitales, Cucurbitaceae. Gene Ontology annotation, biological process: regulation of translational fidelity. The record is from RefSeq and is a predicted model, not a curated record. The transcript is spliced from 5 exons.